AACGGGCACACGCAUCGGUUUGCCGCACGCGGCCUCGGAGAUGCAGACAACACCGCGACCGAGACGGAACCGGAAGUGAUGCCCUCCCCUCGUCCAGGGCAGACGCAUAUAUCCAACGUUUCUGCCGCGGCUGCUGCUGCAUCCUCCCGGUAUGCCCGUCCGCGUGCGCAGAGGGACACCUCGGCGACAUCUUACCCCUCUUCCGACUUCGAUGCUGCCGUCGCUGCCCAGGCUCCUACAGGUGCUCAGAACGGGCAUGCGAGACGGGAGCGUACAGAUAUCGAGGAGCUGGAAGAGGACGACGACGAAGAGUUCGAAGCUGGGGGAGCGACAACCCAGGGUGAGAUGGACCCACCUCCGUCUAUCCCCCCUCCUAUGCCGCACCAUCAUGUGCACGGACACCACUCCCACGCACAGCAAGGCGCGCUGGUUCCUGCACCGAAAGGCCCCAGUAGGCCAGGUACCGUCGCUAGCCAGCACCAGAAGCAACUGAGUUCCGGGAGCAAAAACGGUGCCCUCACUCAGCCUGCCGCCCCAGCUAGCACUACCCCGCUCACAAGCUUGUACCUCGUUGCUGGGCUGCCCAAGAGCCCGCAUACAUGGACCCUCGCGGAGCCGGACAGUGUCGAGGGGUGCAGGCACGCAGAUGGUGCGGUCAAUCGUUGGUGGAGAGCUGAGGUGUUGGGUAGCACCGUCAGUCCCGGAGUGAACAACGGCGGGGAUGGGAGCACCGUUGGUGGUGGGAAGAAACGGAAGAGCAGGAGAGGUGAGGACGUGCAGCGGAUGCUGUCGAAAGCGCUCAAGCUAUCCUUCCCCAAAGAAGUGGAGAUUAUCGCUUCGACUCUGCAGCCAGCAUCGACGAUUCACACCUUCACAUUCACUCUUCGGCCUGCGGGGCCUCAUAGCAUGAACCGUGCAGCGACCUUCACCUCACUGUCUAACGCUUCAUCGCUCCCUUCUCUGCGCCCCGGUUAUGGCCCAGCAAACUACUCCACCACCUCCUUCCAGUCUUUCAACCCCCCUCCCGUGCCGAACAGCAACAACGCGCCCCUCAAAGGCGGGAAGAAGGAAGAAGAGGAGGGGCAGAUAUACUACGGUACUGUGCUGACUGUGUACUCCCACGCAGACGCGAGUCGCGCGGAAGCGAUCCGGAAGAGCCUUUCCCAGCCCACUACUGGCACGCCCGGUGCUAGCCCUGGGUCGAGGAGGUUCCAGCGCCGCCCGGCUAGCAGUGCACGCAGGAAGGCACCGUGGAAUGGCCAGAGCACCCCGGAGGCGACCGAGACGGAGCAAGAGCCGGAGACGGACGACUGGGGCGAUAAGGUCGUUGGUGGCAGCACACUCUUCCUGCCGAGGGAGACUGUGUUCUGGCUUCCUUAUGCUUUGACUUUAGUGUCCAAGCACCCUAUCUACGACCUCAUGCGCGAUUUCCUCACCCUCUCCUGGGCGAGGUUCAGCAAAGAUGUGCAGUCUCACUCUCUGCAAAUCGCUAAGAUCCUCGAGCACCCAUCCCCGCGUUCGGGAGACAUCGUUAAGCUCGAUGCUGGUGCAGAAGGCGAGAGCGUCGAAGUCGUCUGUCGGUUCCCGGGUGGCCUGGACUUCGGUAGGGGCCUGGUGGACGUAAACUUCACUAUGUGGCCAUUGUUUAGGGCACUGAACUUGGAUAAUAUCCUCACUGUCUGUGAGAUUGCCCUGGCCGCUACUGGCAGGGUGUUGUUCCUUUCUCGUUAUCCUGCUAUGCUCGGUAUCGCCGUUCACACUAUCAAAUACAUCGUCGAGCUUCGCGGCUGGAACGGUAUCGCCCAUCCAGCGGUGCAUGCCCGCGAUGCCAAGAUCUACCUUGAAGAUCCCGGUCCGUGGCUCAUCGGCCUUCACACCGACUGCCGGUUCGUCGCUCGUCCCAGCAAGGAAGUUUGUAUUUGCGACCUGGAUAUCAACAGCGUCCACUGCCCCAGCCCGCCAGCUGGGAGCGUUAGCACCAAACAGCAGCGGGAUAAGUUCCGUAGGACGCUGAUCAAUGCCUUUGAGGGGUACUUCCAUCCUGACUAUGCAGUUCCGAGUGAGUUCAAGGAAGCUUUCCCCGCUGGCAGGUUCAGGCCGCUCUGCAGCAUCAAGACUCGGCGCGGGGCGCCCAGUGCCGUGUAUGCGGAGAUCAUCCCACCGCCUGAAUGGUGGUUCCAGCCCAGAGUCAUCCAGGCUUUCGACUCUGUGCUCAAGGAUAAAUACAAGAAGCCAUCGCUACUCAAGCGUCUAGCCAUGUUGGGCAUGUCGAAGCGUCAGGCCGGACUGACCGCGGCUGAACAGCUGAUUCAACGUGCCAUCCGUCGUCGCGCCACUGCCUUCGUUGAUGCUCGUGACGACCUCGAGACUAAGAUUGGCCGUCUCUCACGUCGCUUGAACUUCCUAAUGACAGAAUCUGACCUUUGGCGUGAGAAGUUUGUCGCUUUCGAGGGAUAUGCGGAGAAGCUCAGUCUCGAGGCUGGCGACCUCAAGUCUAAAAUUGGAAAGGAACAAAGGGAGAGCAGGCGCCUUAGCGGCCUCAUUACCGUCACUGCACAGGAGAAGCAACAGCUUCAGAUGCGUCUAUCUCAUGUCGAGCAUGAGCACCAGGACGCGCUCAUGCAACUCGAUCAGAUGCGUCUCAACAUGGAAGCUAUGGAGCGCGAACGCGAGCAGAUGGUUGCGGAAGUCGAAGAGCAGAUCGAGCGUGCCCUCGCUAGCAUGUCCUUCAACGACUCGAUGUCCGAGACUGGCACGUCUCGCACUGGCUCACGCGCUGAUUCCCGUGCCUCUACCCCGGGCUUGGCGAACGGCAGACGAAUCCCUAGGAGUUUCAGCACUGGCACCGCCCUGCAUGAUCCGGUUGAUGAAGAGCUCGUCGAGCAUGAGAUCGGAAUGAACGCUGCAGACAUCGAAACUGGGAAGCGGAGGCUCGAGAAGAUCGAUGAGCGCGAAAUCGAUGAAGAAGAGGCCGAAGUCAAAUUGGAGCCUCGCCGUCAGCGCCAUUACAAAGAGCAGAAAUAUGAUGAAGAGCAUGAUAGUGACAGGAGCGCUAUACCUGUUAGGAAGAAGCGAUUCUCUGCUAGUGGCCGUGAUCAAGGAACGGAAGAUACCAUGGGCGCUGUGGAUGCUGGCAUUAGCGAGAAGAGCGAGAGGAUCAGCGAAAAAGUGAAUCAGAUUCAGAUGAAGCUGGAGUUGGCUCUGGCUGACCUCGAAAACAAGCGCCGUGUCGCAUCUCCCCGGUCUGGUGCUGAUGACACUGGUGGCGAAACAGACGCAACCCGUCGCAGUCGCCGUACUCGCCGUCGUGUGAAGACUUCUCAUUCUGCUCAUCAAGCCGAAGCCGAAGCCGAAGCCGACACCUCAUUGGAACAGCGCCUUGAGCAAGCUCCUCCAGCCGGAGAUCGACUCGAGCCGCUGCAUUCCACUGUGGAGCAGCGUCUGUCUCCUGCCCUCAGUCGUGCUGAAAAAAAGCGAUCCCUUGACGAGAUGAGCGAGGCGACAUAUCGUCCUUCUGCCGCUGAGCGGUCUGGCGAGAUCGAUGAGCCAGAUCUGGAACCCGUUCCCGAGAUGAUCAACGAAGUCGUGGAACCUGUUGAUAUUGCCAACGAGGAAGAGGCUGUGAUAGAACCUGUUGACCAUGCGGAGGACGCAGAUUCUGAGGCAUCCAGCCAGAGGGACAUCAAACGGGAAUCCACCAGCACAGUCGUCGCAGAGCCUGCCCAGACCCCCAUCAAGUCGGCCAGCACACCAAGUCCCAUCGCCCCUCCCCGUAAUCCGAGCCGGGCACCACCCGUUUCGUCGUCCGGCCGUGCCGCGGCCAUUCUUGUUCAGGAAACCCCGAUGGAUGCCGCUGCUCCCGCUCUGUCCCGAAAGACUUCUACUCGCUCGAAGCGCCUCUCGCGUAUGACGACUGGCACCACUUCUGGUGGCGAGUCCGAUGCUGACUUCGUCAGUGCCUAUUCUAGCAGCCCUAUUGACAAGUCUCUCAUGGACGAUGAGGAUGACGAGGGCGAGGGCAUGUCCCCUGUUCCCGGCAGCUGGGAUGACGAUGAGGACCUCGUUGAGCCCCGCCAUAUCAGGCAACGCGUCUCCAGCACGGCCACGGAAGUACCCGACUCGAGGCGUUACAGGAGUUUCAAUGCGGUUAGCAUGCACUAAAAGGACUGGAAUGAUGCAAGUCAGAAGAUUAACUCACGUCACUCGUUCAUUUCAUAUUCACCUCUUCAAUUCUCUUCCCAGAGUCUCACGGUCCUUCUCAUUCCCUCUCACUCAGGAUACUACGUCUUUCGCUCAAGUGUAUGGGCCAUUACGGCACCAUCGUUUUGUCUAGUUUUCUUCCUCAAGGCGGAUUGAGUUCGCUACAGCUAUCGGAUAUUUGAAUGGAAGGUCUUUGCCGCCGAUCUUCCCGCUCGUCCGGUAUUCCGUUAUAUCCCCGUGGCCGGUCAAACGCCCUUUGGUUACGCGCGUUCUCAUUCGGAGCACGCGGAAGACCG
Molecule: messenger RNA, 4496 nt
Organism: Dacryopinax primogenitus
Lineage: Eukaryota; Fungi; Basidiomycota; Dacrymycetes; Dacrymycetales; Dacrymycetaceae
Exons: 8
Coding region: 79-4161 (1360 amino acids)
Biological process (GO): regulation of Rab protein signal transduction
Cellular component (GO): cytoplasmic vesicle
Source: RefSeq, a predicted model, not a curated record